Messenger RNA from Medicago truncatula (barrel medic), 1365 nucleotides. Its product is annotated as probable membrane-associated kinase regulator 5. The transcript is spliced from 2 exons. Lineage: Eukaryota; Viridiplantae; Streptophyta; Magnoliopsida; Fabales; Fabaceae. Gene Ontology annotation, cellular component: plasma membrane. The record is from RefSeq and is a predicted model, not a curated record. The coding region runs from base 211 to 1152 and encodes 313 amino acids.
UCCUCCUAAUAAAGCACCACUUUCAAUGCAUUGCUUUAAACUUCUCUCUCUCUCUCUCUCUCUCUCUCUCUCUCUCCCCUUACAUUUUGUUCAUUCACCAAACUGUCCUUAUAAAACCAAAACUCAACAACAAAUUUGAACAUACACACUAGCAUUUCACCUAAACACUAUUCUCUCUCUCUCUCUCUCUCUCUCUCUCUCAACUCUUCCAUGGAUGCUUUAAACUUCCUCAAGUUCUGGAAGAACAACACAACAACCUCCAACAUCACUGUUCCUCCUCAUCUUGUUGUAGAAACAGACAGUGAAUCAGACGAAGAUGACUCAUUCUUCGACUUAGAACUUACCAUGAGCGACGACCAACAUGUCAAAACCAAAACUGAAAAUAAUGUUCCUCAAAAAACAACACUUCCUAUGUCUCCAAACGAACCAAUCUCAAAAAGAAAAGUGCUUCCAAUUGAACCCAUUUCUAAACCUCAAUCACCCAUUUCACUUCUAAGAUCAGCACCGAGUUUCAGAAUCUUUACCUUCAGAAAACAAAGAAGAACCGGUUCUGAAAAAACAGAGGAAUUUAGAAAAACAGAGUGCGAAAAGAAUCAGAAGAAAGAAACCAAAGUUUUUUCUGUGAAACUAAACAUCGAACAUGAUUUUCAUUCUACUCCAAUGCUUAGUAGAGAUAACAGCACAAGAAGCUUUGGUAGCAAAAUUCGGAAUCAAGGAACAGAGGAACCUAAAACAGAGCGAGUUUCAAAGGAGAUUUUGCAGAAAUAUUUGAAGCUGAUUAAGCCUCUUUAUGUUAAGGUUUCGAAGAGGUAUGGUGAUAAGGUGAAAUUCUCCGGCGAGGGGAUGACAGUGACAGCUUCACCGUCGUCUUCACCGGCGGUUGGCUCUUUGAGGAAAGAGAAACAGGGGAGUUUUCCGGCUGGGAUGAGAGUGGUAACGAAGCAUUUGGGUAAGAGUAGGUCAUCGGGUACGGUGGCCGGAGCUAGUUCUCCGGCGAACAGGAGUGAUGAUACGUUGUUGCAGCAGCAUGAUGGAAUUCAAAGUGCUAUUCUUCAUUGCAAGAGAUCCUUCAAUUCCAGAGAUUCUUCAAUGGGUGUUGAUGCUGACGGAUCAAUGUAUUCGACAAGAAACUCUUUUGAGGAUGAAGUGUGAUGUAUUGAACUCAACAUAGAAAGAAAAUAGAGAGAAGAGUAAUGAAAAUGUUUGUUAUUGUAAAGGAAAUGAAAUUAGAUUAGGAGUGAUGAUUAGUAAAAUAGGUUUGUGUGGUGGUGACACACACACACACAGUGUACAUUAGAUGGGCCAUAAUGAAAAGAAUGAAUCUAUUUUCAGUUUCAGUUGAUAUGGGAUCUUUUUUUGGUCACA